This is a messenger RNA of Photinus pyralis (common eastern firefly), 4233 nucleotides long. Its product is annotated as zinc finger protein 184-like. NCBI's taxonomy places the organism in Eukaryota, Metazoa, Arthropoda, Insecta, Coleoptera, Lampyridae. The record is from RefSeq and is a predicted model, not a curated record. The coding region runs from base 182 to 3820 and encodes 1212 amino acids. The transcript is spliced from 6 exons. Gene Ontology annotation, molecular function: RNA polymerase II transcription regulatory region sequence-specific DNA binding; zinc ion binding; DNA-binding transcription factor activity, RNA polymerase II-specific. Gene Ontology annotation, cellular component: nucleus. Gene Ontology annotation, biological process: regulation of transcription by RNA polymerase II.
GGAUGGGAUACCGAUUCAGAGAGUUCAGACAUGGCGUUGUUCUGUUCCAUGAAAGUGUAGCUUGCGGGAAGUGAAAUUGCUUGCAAUUUCAAUCCAGUUUAACUAUUUUUCUCGAGUAUUACGUUAAUUCCAAGCUAACUGUGAAUACUUUUAUUGUGGCCAUUUAAUAACACGCAGUGAAAUGAGUGAACGCAGGUGGGGCAAUUUUAGCUCCUGUUGUAGAUUGUGUCUGACGGAAAAGUUGGGUGCGUUGAAACCCAUUUUUGACGAUGCAGCACUUGGCCAAGACAUGAUGGUUAACAUUCAAGAAUGCGUCAAUGUCGAAAUAAAGCCCGAUGAUAAAUUAUCCACGAUGAUCUGCGAAAAGUGCACUAAUCAAGUUAAAUCGUGGAAAAGUUUUCGGCAUUUAUGCAUGAAAAAUCAAUCGAAAUUGGAGACGUGGAUGAACGACUGGAAUUCGAAUAGUCCCAAUGACGCUCUCGACGUGAGCAUCAGAAUUAAAGAUGAAGUGAUGGAUGAUAAUGAAGACGAGGAAGGCGCAACCACUACCAACAACGGUGGCGAGGAGGAUGACGUGCGCAUAAAAUCUGAGCCCAUUGAUCCGAUGGAUGCUAUUUACCACGUGGAAACCGAAUUACAUUCCGAUGGAUACGAUUAUCCACCAUCUUUAAGCCCACCUGCUGAAAUAGCGAGUCAGAAGAAUGGUCCUGCGCCCGUUGAAGAAGAGGAGGAAGAGGAAGUAAUCUCCGAUGGUAAGUCAUGCAUAACAUGUAAUAAGACGUUCAGCAGUGUUGCAAACCGACACAGACACGAUGCUGUUUUCCAUCGUGGCAAUAAACGAAAAGCUGAGGCAGCUAAAGCAUCGACCCCUAACAAAAAACCAGCCACAAUCACUAACGGUGAGAUCGAGCUCCAAAAGAUACAGUUCGCCGCCGGAUUACAGUUGAAGCAGCGUUCGGAGAAUUCCGAACCAGUUCCCUUAGAAGACAUGGCUUUGACGAAGGUGGAACUGAGCUACUUGGAACGAUGCAAAAUAUUAAUAAAGAUGACUGAUACUUUAACUUGCGUCUGUCACAAUGAAACCUACGACCAGGUACGCGAUUUGCAUAUUCACUUGAAAAAGCAAAGGCAGUGGUUUGCCAUGUUUACCUGUUACAAUUGUAUGAUUACUUAUACCGAGAGAUCUGCCUACAUGAAGCAUUUUUGCUGCUGUAAAAAGGAUGUAUUGCAAAAUUUACGACGUUUGGUGGAAUCGCCAGUUAACCCGGAAAUCAAAAUUCGUUUGUAUCAAAAUUAUAAAUGUCUAAGAUGUAACUGUAUUUUCGGAUUUUACGAGGAUUUCUGCAGUCACUUUGAUGUCGACCACAUGGAACUGCUGCAGAAUACGCCGCCUUAUGUUUGCUUCUGUUCAAAAUCGUUUGACGAAAUGGACGAUUAUCGCCAGCACUUGCACAUCGCGUGUUUUUUGCGUUACUUUUGUGACAUAUGCUUCGAAGUGUUUCCCUCGGUGGAGGAGUUUCGGAGCCAUUGCGAGGAAGAACACGACCACUCGGAACCGGGCGUAUUACAACCUUACGAUCCGUUUAGUAAACCAAAGUCACGCGCCGACACACCGUCUCUCCUUACCAGAAGAUCGUUGCAGAGUGAAAUUGUAAGACGAGACAAAAAUGACGAUUUGCGCCAAUUAACUAGACGCAGAACCUUAAACUUGCCUUCAUCUGAGAAUUCGAGUCAAGUGUCCGAGGCAACACCCGACUUGGAUGAGGAAGAUCCUGAUUACACGCCCGAACAACCCAAGGUUCUACAAAAUUUACCCACUUUGAAGUCGUCCAAUCCGGCAACCUGCCCAGACUGUGGAAAGACCUAUUCGACUUAUCACAAUAUGUUGCGUCAUUAUAAACUAUCGCAUGACGAAGCAGGGAGGAUUCUCGAAUGUCGAUUUUGUGAUGAAAAAUUCAGACUGAUCACCGAAUUGAAGGAUCACGAAGCGAACGAGCACGGCGAGGAAGACGAUAUCAAAACUGAACUGAGUUUUGAUGCAUCCUCACGUCCGUUUAAUUUCUCCUGUCCCGAUUGUGGGGCGCUCUUUAGCAAUACGGAGGAUUGGGCCAAGCAUAUGGAGACGCAUCCAAAGAAAGUUUGCGAUGAAUGUGACAAAGAGUUCGCCUCUCAGUCUGAAUUGGAUAAUCACAGAAGCGUUCAUUUGAAUCUGAAAGUCUACAGGGAUUCUGAGACCAAAGGUUAUAAAAGUGCCAUCGUUAGCCCUUCGUUAAUUUGUGAAACAUGUGAUAAGUCGUUUGCGAAUAAAAGCGAACUGAGACACCAUAAGUUGUUGCACGAGAAAAUGCCAGUGUUGAGUGCUCAAGAUGGUAGUCUGAUAGAGGAGAAGGUGGAUUUGAGCAAGAAAUUCAGCUGUAUUCCGUGCGAUAAGCAUUACGUCAGCUAUGGUGGAAUCUGGGAUCACAACAAGAAACAUCACCCUAAUCAACAAAUCACUUCAGAGUACCCAAAGAAGUGCGGACUAUGCGAGAAAGUAAUCUCAUCGAGAGGGGCGUGGUCAAACCAUGAGAAAAUGCACGAACGUUUGGCUAACAUGAAACGGGACGUCGAAGAAGAUGGCGAAGAGUCACGAUCUUCAAAGCAACAAUCGGCACCAGAUAGUAAUGACGAUGAUGAGUCUUAUCACACCUGUAAGCGAUGCUUUAAGGUAUUCUCAAGCAAAUACAACUUAAAGAAUCACAUGAAAUGCCACGGUAUUAAUCUCAAUCCGAGUCGCAGCAGUACGAAGACCGGGAAGAUUAUAAAAACUUACUGGUGUAACAUUUGCCAUCAAGCAUGUCCAGGUUAUGCGGAGUUACAGGAGCACAAACGCGAACAUGUAUCGGAAAAUCGAACAACUAUAAAGCAAGAGGAAGAUUCUGAUGAUGGCAAAGAAGUGUUCGAAUGUGACGAGUGUUCGUUAACAUUCCCCACAAACAUAGCCCUUGCGCGACAUCAAGAGAAACAUAUCAAGCGAGUGGAAAAUACACAGAAGCUAGUGUCAGUGUACUGUAAGUAUUGCAAAGUACCAUUCCCAAGUGUCAGCGAUUUAAAUGACCAUAUGGACAAGGAUCAUAGCGACAUGACAUCCAAGCCAAAGGUACAGGUACCUGGAACAAAACAUAUCUGUAAACUAUGUAAGAAAAUUUUCGACAAUCCAGGCGCGCUCGCCUCCCACCAAGGUUGGCAUAAGAGAGUCAAAUUCAACCGGGUGCGCGCGCAGGAGCAACUUGUUAAAGCAAUGGCCGCAAAGAAAAGCAAACCAUCAGCCUCGUACCAGUUCCAAUGUUCAAACUGCCCCGCACGUUUCCCGACAGAUUCAACUUUGCAAAUCCACAUCCUCGAAACACAUCGGAAUAUCAACACAACCGUAUUAAUUAUGAAAUGCAACAGUUGUAAAAUGAGCUUCGACAAAAAAUCCGCGUUCGAUAUUCACAUGCAACUACACAAGCAGGUGGAGAGCAAAUCGACGAAAGCAUUCUCGUGCAAAUACUGCCCCGCCGGUUUUAGUAGGGCGGACACCCUGAAUUUACACAUAAAACAGAAUCACAGAGAGUUCCUGUCUGAUAAAUUCAAAUGUGUGCAUUGCGAUCGCAACUUUGAGAAGCAAAACGCGUUGACCGUACAUUUAAAAACGCACGAUCGCCAGAAGUUGACGGGCGAAACCAAUUCUCCUAAACCAAGCCAUAACAAAAGUAUCUAUUUUUGUUCAAUUUGCGAUUUAGGAUUUGCGUUAGCCAAAGAUUUGCGAAAUCACGUCCUCUCUGCGCAUCCGUUUUAAGAUCUGAAUCGUUAGAUUUUUUAUACUUGAAAUAAUGAUCUGCUUGUUUAUAUGCUUGAUUAAUUUUAGAUCUUCUAGUAUUAAAAGUUGAAACUGUUAUCGGUAACUAAGUACGAGUUGUUGGUUACACUGGUUAUCAUGCCGAUUUGAUUUUAAAUACUUCAGUACAAAUGGUGAGUUGGGGCACCUGUGAAAAUCUCGGGUUUAUUCCAUUCAUUGUGAAUUACAGGCUACUACCUAAGUUUUUAAGUUCAUUAUACAUACAUUUUUUUUUAUUAUAUAGAGGUAUUGUUACCUUUAGCUAUCAUUAUUAUUAUUAUAUUUUGUAUUUAUAUCACUACAAUCUUUGUACUUUUGAACAAGUGUAAAAAUGUUUGGAAACAUUUUUCUAAUAAAUUAUAUUUUUUCGAAAA